CCCAAACCCGUAGAGAUAAAGGCGGUUCCCUUAAGAAGACCUCACUCAAAGAUAAGAUAAGAUAAGAUAAAGAUAACUAUCUUAUCUCCGGAAAGGUCACUCCCCACCAUUAUAAAUACACUGGAGCACCCAGGUAUCCCCCACCCUCCGAGGACGAAGGAAUCAGCACCACCAUCAAGUCCAACAAAUCAGACACAGCAUCUCCGACCCUUACAGAAGAUCUCAUUCGAGAUCGACCUAUAGUUUCAGAUAACCCUCGGAACAUUGGUGCUGUUGCCGGGGAACCUGGAAGUCAUCCCAUCACCAUGGCGGACGAUCAUGAUAACGACCACACCUCAGAUCUAGAGGAAAGAACGCCGCAUAAAAAGGCGGACACCACCCCAAAAGAUACUUCCCAAAUCAACAACAAGAAGAACUCCCCAAACGAGGGAGCCAUGGAUGCAUUUCAAGACCGGUUAAAACAACUUGAGAAAGAAGCCCUACGCCAACGAGAGGUUGAGAAGGACCUACAAAGGGAAAUAAGGCGACGCUGGGAAUUGGAGAACAAACUCCUAAAACUUGAAGCCGAUGUCAAGAUGAAAACCAGCCGAUCCACUCCCGAAGAUAGCACCCGCAAGGAGCAAGACCCAUUCACCAAGGAGAUCAUGAAGACGAAAAUUCUAAAGGACUUUAAACUCCCAAACAUGACCUUAUACGACGGCACUACAGAUCUCGGCAAUCAUCUCAGCAAUUUCAGAAGCAGAAUGUAUCUCACCGAUGCCUCAUAUGCAGUUCGUUGCAAAGCCUUUCCAACUACUUUAACAAAAACAACAAUUAGAUGGUUUGACAAUCUCUCUCCUAGGUCCAUCUCAAGUUUCGACGACAUGGCUAAGAAAUUCCUGGCCAGAUUCUCCAUUCAAAAGGACAAUGCUAAACAUGCUCCGAGCUUACUGGAAAUCAAACAAGGAGAACGGGAAACCCUGCGCAACUACAUGGAAAGAUUUAACAAGACAUGUAUGGACAUACAGAACCUGCCAACAGAAGCCGCUAUUAUGGGCCUCAUUAAUGGCUUACGAGAAAGGCCCUUUAGUCAAUCUAUAUCAAAAAAGUACCCCACAUCUCCGAACGAGGUGCAGGAACGAGCGGCGAAGUACAUCAACAUGGAGGAAAACUCCCGACUGGGAGAGACCUCGAAGGCACUCCACCAAUGA
Messenger RNA from Arachis stenosperma, 1190 nucleotides. RefSeq lists its product as uncharacterized. The coding region runs from base 306 to 1190 and encodes 294 amino acids. The transcript has 3 exons. The record is from RefSeq and is a predicted model, not a curated record. Lineage: Eukaryota; Viridiplantae; Streptophyta; Magnoliopsida; Fabales; Fabaceae.